Messenger RNA from Psilocybe cubensis, 2058 nucleotides. RefSeq lists its product as uncharacterized. Bases 1 to 2058 code for a protein of 685 amino acids. The transcript is spliced from 4 exons. NCBI's taxonomy places the organism in Eukaryota, Fungi, Basidiomycota, Agaricomycetes, Agaricales, Agrocybaceae. The record is from RefSeq and is a predicted model, not a curated record.
AUGCGCAUACAUGUGCUUUUCGUGCUGCGUCGUGAAGUGAUGGUGUGCGGGGCUGAGGGAUGGAGUCGCUUGCCAGAUGCAAGACACAGUACACGGAAUAGAAGCGAUACGAUGACAUGUCGACUAGAGUCAAGGGUGCAGAUAGAGACAUUAGUCGACAGACAUGACAGAAUAGAAAGUCCAAGUAGGCCUAUUGCAGUAGAAUCGAAGAGAGACGUACUGUGUGCUCAGAGAGAUAUGACGAUGGCGACUAGAGAUACGCUGCAUCCUACGCCGGAGCUGAAGCAUAUGACCUCGAACAGCGCGCUCGUCUCCCCGCGCAGGACAUCCCAGCACCUGCGCACCUCCGACGCCCGCCUCGCAGCUGGCUCCCGCAGUCCAAGCUCUAUCCCGUCCUCCCCGACCUCUAUACACUCCUCCUCAUCCGCCAUCUUCGAGCGCGACAUCGAGCCCCUAGUGCCACCGUCGCCCCCGCUCGCAUCGCAUCACCACCACCACCACCCGCUCAAAGACCCGCAUCGCACCGCCCGCGCCAAGGGCUCCGAGGCACUCGAACAAAGCGUGCCCUCCGUCCUCGACAGCGCCGCAGCCGUCCUCAGCACCCUCGAACUCGAACCCAUCCCUGGCCUACCCUCCUCCUCAUCCACAUCCCCAUCCGCACUCUCCAGCCCCUCUUCCACCUCCGCCGAUCCCCAUCACCAACACUCACACUCGCAUUCACACCACCUAUCAGACGGUGGCUCUGCUACCCAUCUCUUCGCAGACCAGAUCGCGGUCGUCGCGCCCGCCCCGCCGUCCACUACGUCGUUUGCGCUAUUUGGCGGCGCGAACCCUGCGGGGCCGGGUAUUGGUGGUGGUGGGGGAGGGAGCGCGAGCGGGUUCGCGAGCCCGAUAGGUAGUUUCCGCAGUCGCUCCCCGAGCCCGCUCGGCGGCUCGCGCAUCGCCAUCGCCAGCCCGACCUCGGUGCUCGGGUUGCAGCUCAACUCUACUGCGGCGACCAGUGCGCCGGGCUCGGUAGCUGGCUCGCCGCCCCGUAUCAACUCGCUGGCUGAUGCUCGUCAUGCGGGCGACGCUAACAACAAUCACAACGGUAACACCGCCGCGGCGCCUUCGAUCAAGGUGGAUGAUGCCCCAUCAUCGAUUUCGUCCGCAUCGGAAGCGGAAGCGGAGGUGCGAUCGACAUCGCCACCUGCGCUGAUCCCCAUGCAGCAGUCUUCGUCCACUUCGUCCACUGCGAGUGCUGCAUCCACCACGACGAUAACGACGACGAGCGCUGCGUCGUCGCCUUCGUCGGCAUAUACACCUCUCCCUGUCCCACUUUCGCCUCUCUCGCCACUCUCACCGCUGUCCCCUCUCACACCGCCCACGUCUACAUCCACAUCGGCGUCCACGUCGGCGAUGCCCUCGACAUCGCAGCCUCUAUCCCCUUCAUCCCCCUCAUCAUCUUCGCAGCAUACACUCGCACAUGCACACGCACAGGCGCUCACGGCGCCGCGCACGCGCCUUUCGUUCAUGUCGUACACGGACCUGUUGAGCGCGACGCCCGCUGCGACGACGAGUCUCGUGGCGCUUACGAGCGGGGCGAGUGUCGUUGAGCCGCCGCCUAGGAUCGUCGGUGUUGGUGUGGGUGUGGGAGGUAUUUUGAGUGGUGCGGGGAGUAUACAUGGUGUGGGAGCUGGAGAGGAUAAGCAUUUACAGGGACAGGGACAGGGACAGGGGAGUAGGACGCCGAGCGUGAUUAAUCUCCCGCUCCUUACACAUUCGCCGUCUGCGGCUGUACCACUUGGACUCCCUCUCCCCGUCCCUCUUCCUCUUCCACUCUCCCAUCCCGUCCCGUCCGGCUCACCUCCUCAUCCACACUCGCAAGCACACUCACAUAUAAGCAAGAAAGACCGAGACGCGGCGUUACCGAUUUUGGAAGAUAUGACGAUGACGGGGAGGGAGUGGGAGAGAGCGGGGUUGGGGAGGGGGUUGGAGGAGAGGUUGGAGGCGAUUGAGGCGCUUGAGGUGGGUGGGGUUGGGGAGGUGAGGGAGGUGAGGGAGGGGGUUGAGGUGUGA